Messenger RNA from Lolium perenne, 690 nucleotides. The record is from RefSeq and is a predicted model, not a curated record. NCBI's taxonomy places the organism in Eukaryota, Viridiplantae, Streptophyta, Magnoliopsida, Poales, Poaceae.
AUGGUGAAGAAGAAGAACCCCACCGCCGCCGCCAGUUCUGUGAGCGGCGGUGCUGCCGCCAAGGCUUCUUCAAAUCCACCGAAGAAAAGCACUCCAGACGCUCCUCCUCCAGCUCCGGCGCCGCCAGCGCCGUCAAGUUCCACGGCUGGGUCCAACCCCGGUGAUUGGCUGGCGUCCUCCGUCACGAAGCGUGACGAAAAGAGGGCUCGAAGCCUUGGUCUAAUCUCUUCCGACAAGGGGAAUGUAAUUCUCCCAGCUGUGGAGGAUGCCAGAGCUUCACCUGUGAAGAGACCAUCAGGCGGUUUUGCCGACGAAGAUGAUCUUUUCGAUCUUGACGAAGGUUUCAUCAAGCCUCCAUCUAAGAAGGCCAAAUCUAGCGCCGCUCUGCCGAAUCUUGCAGCUUCCGAGGCUUCGGCCCCUGCUGCAGUCCCCGCGGCCCAGAUAUCGACUGCUUCCUCCCUUUCCAAGGGGAAAGGUAUUCCUUCGACUGCUGCUGCCGCAACUCCUCCUUCAGGGAAACCUGUUUUCCCUGUGCCUUCAUUUGUUGAUGAUUCUUUGGGUGCUGUCUCUGAGAGUGAUCGACUCCAGCGGAUGAAGAAUCGGAUCACACAGAUGGAAAAGGAUAUGUGCAGCACUUACGCCUUGGCUGCUAUCAUCAAAAAGAAGAGCGAGCUUGCAGCUGACUCAUAG